This is a messenger RNA of Pseudonaja textilis, 1461 nucleotides long. The record is from RefSeq and is a predicted model, not a curated record. NCBI's taxonomy places the organism in Eukaryota, Metazoa, Chordata, Lepidosauria, Squamata, Elapidae.
AUGAACAACACUAUCUUUGAUUUGUUUCUCUUUUAGAGUGAAAUUAUUUUAUUCAGAGGAUAUCCCAGUGAGGAAUAUGAGGUGGUGACAGAUGAUGGAUAUUGCCUAAGUAUUAAUAGAAUUCCUUAUGGGAAAAUAAGUCAGAAAACCAAGGAACCAAAGCCAGCUGUGUUUCUCCAACAUGGCUUACUUGCUGAUGGCAGUAACUGGGUGACCAACCUAGAAUACAACAGCCUGGGUUUUGUGCUAGCUGAUGCUGGUUUUGAUGUUUGGUUAGGGAACAGCAGAGGCAACACCUGGUCCCGAAAACACAUCAACUAUACCACAAAGCAAAAAGAAUUCUGGAUGUUCAGUUUUGAUGAAAUGGCUAAGUAUGACCUUCCUGCUUCAAUAAAUUUUGUCUUGAACAAAACUGGUCAGGAGCAACUCUUCUACGUUGGUCAUUCUCAAGGCACCACCAUAGGUUUCAUAGCAUUUUCAGCUUUUCCAGAGUUGGCAAAAAAAAUAAAAAUAUUUUUUGGAUUGGCACCCGGUAUGACUGCGAACUUUUCAUCCGGUGGUUUGGUCAAACUUGCAGACGUUCCCGAACUGUUAUUGAAAGAAAUAUUUGGAACCAAGCAGUUUUUUCCCCAGAAUACGCUUAUAAAAUGGCUUGCUACCCACGUGUGCGACCGUGUUUUACUUGAUUAUCUUUGUGGCAACGUUUUCUUUCUCAUGUGUGGAUUUAAUGAGAAAAACCUAAACAUGAGCCGAAUAGAUGUCUAUUCCACACACUGCCCAGCUGGAACAUCUGUCCAGAAUAUGCUUCAUUGGAUUCAGGUUAAAAAGUGUGGGGAAGUCAGAGCGUAUGACUGGGGAAGCAGAAAGGAAAAUAUGGCUCAUUAUAAACAGCCAACACCACCUUCCUACAAUUUGAAAGGAAUGCUUGUUCCAACAGCUAUAUGGUCGGGUGGCCAUGACUGGCUGGCAGACCCAAAGGACGUUGCCAUGUUAAUGACUAUGAUCCCAAAUUUGAUAUACCACGAGGAGAUCCCAGACUGGGAACAUCUGGAUUUCAUCUGGGGCCUUGACGCCCCCCAGCGCAUGUUCAGAGAUAUGAUUCAGAUGAUGCGGAAAGUUCAGUAUGCCCGUUGAUUACUUGAAGUUGUAAUCCCAAAACACCGAUGCAGUUGUGAAAAGGAAGUCUUUCUUGCUACCUACGUAAUAAGUAUUAUUCCAUUACAAGCCUUCUUGCAAUACCUUAAGAAAUGGAAACUCUGCACUUGUCAAAUAGGUGUUUAUAAUUCAUGCAGUUUUAAUGGAAAGGCAGAAAAUAGGUAGGAAACGAAACCAAACCCCUGGCACUGCUGCUGCUCUUGCACCAUUGAGAUAAUUUUUUAAAUGGGAAGGAGGGAAUGACGAUUUAUUGAACCUUGUUAAUAACAAUGAUACUGAAGUUGUGAAAGCCAUUUAAUAAUGGGU